AAAAAGAGUUUGUGUUCACUGGGUCAUAUCAUAAUGACACUGUUUUACUGUGGUAACUGAUCUCUCUGUCACCUCCUGUUACCAUAGAGCUCAGGAGUACAAUUACAGCUGCAGAGACACCUUACACACACACACACACACACACACACACACACUUUCUGUCCUUUCCACACUCACCUUGAAGCCACUGCACAGACCAAACGGCUUCACUGAAGAAGUGUUUUCUGAAUGUACAGCUGUAAAAUGUUUGAGGUCAGCACUUACGGUUGAUGUUUGAGGGCCGCGUUUCAUGUCACACACACUUCUGGGGUCCCUGAACCCCCAUGAGAGGAACCACGGACAUAGACACCAGUGUGGAGCCUCCCACUGCUGCCGGCGGUCAGCUGGGCGCAGGUGCAGGGGGUUUGCCGUUCUACCGUGAGCUGUGGUUCAUUGUGCUGAUGGCUGGACUCGCGCUAUUGCUGUUGGCUCUCAUUCUGGCUAUAGUUUUACAGAAGGCUCUCAAUAAACCGCCGUUCACCCGAGAACGGCCGCCCCUCGUACCAGUGCCGCUCCAGCGCCGCAGCCCGCUGGCCAUCUACCCACCCAGCAACUCCUACCUGUUCGACACGGUUCCAGAAACGGUGGGAUCUCCGAACACCGUCACACUGAAGGCCUUCACUAUGCACAUGGAGGAGGUGAUUGAGAGUAAAGUGAUGGAGGACGAUUGUUCUGCUGACGGUGAGGGGGUUUGGUGACAGUCUCAGGUCUGUACACACAAAACCCUUUACAUCGCAGCGUCAGCCAGCUCAUCGACAAGAAAGAUGAGGAAUCAUGGGAGCCGCACUUCAGACGCCUCGACAGCGGCCUGUUUGAAGGUGAGGAGUUUGUGGACACCAUCAAAGGCUUCAGCACAGUCAGGAAGGAACACACCAUGUUCACCGACACCAACCUUUGACCUUCACCGUGACCGUUGACCCUCAUCUCACGUCAUCAGCACUUUCUCCAAACAUCAUCUCAGAACUGAGGGGAAAAUGAACUGAGCUGUUUUAUUGAAUUCAGAACCGCUCUGGGACUCUAUGGACUCGUACCUGGAGGAAACUGGAUUAUACAGCAGACAAAAAAAAAAAAGUUCACACCAAUAUAUGAAUAUAUGAAUAAUGCUUUAUGAGGGCAAACAAGCAUUGUUUAACUUUAGCUUAGAAAACCUCAACUUCUUUGCUCAACUUCUUUGCUUUUGCUUUUUUAUUUGAAAAAAGUGUAAUUUUAUGAUGAAUGUAAUGUUUAAGCAAUAAGCACAAGACCCUACUUCAUAAUAAAGAUAUUAAACAUAAAACUUUUCAUUAAAACGUAUUAUGUUAAAAGUCACAAUCCAUAACAUUUACGCAGAAGUUAAUAUUUGGUCUCUGCUUAGUCAAGGACUUCAGCAGUUUUGUAGUAAU
Messenger RNA from Onychostoma macrolepis, 1421 nucleotides. RefSeq names its product usherin. The transcript has 5 exons. NCBI's taxonomy places the organism in Eukaryota, Metazoa, Chordata, Actinopteri, Cypriniformes, Cyprinidae. The coding region runs from base 324 to 737 and encodes 137 amino acids. The record is from RefSeq and is a predicted model, not a curated record.